Molecule: messenger RNA, 2535 nt
Organism: Symbiodinium sp. CCMP2592
Lineage: Eukaryota; Dinophyceae; Suessiales; Symbiodiniaceae
Source: the annotation of a GenBank genome assembly
AUGGUGGCAAGGGUAAAGCUGAGAAGCGGCUCCCAAAGGAAUUGGCGAAACCGGCGAGCCUCCUGGUCAGUGGCGGCUGCCUGUUACGCUGGUUGCCAUUGCUUCGCUGAAAUGUCCAACCGGGCCAUCCCGCAGAACUCCCAGCGUGAUGCCCCACGGGUGCGAGGCAUAGAUGAAGGCCUUCGACGACGAGGGGAGAGCGGGCUAGCUCGGGACGACGACUCCGAUGCAGCAGACGCGACCGGCGCCAUUCCGUCCUCUUCAUCGGGUUACCGGAGCUGUUUGCGGGCCCUCUCUUUUCUUGGCAUUCAUCGGGCCUGUGGGCUCUUGACAGCGCGGAGACGGCAAAGAGAGGCUGCGCUCGCUGCACGGAGCGCAGGGACCGAGUUCGCCGCUGAGGCGACACUGGAGAGCUGUCCACCGCCAGUCCUCUACAAACAGCGAUGGGUGCAGCUGGCCUUCUUGGCCCUCUUAGCCUUGAUCAGCGACCUGGUGUGCUUCAGCGUCGCUGCCACGCCGGCAACUUGGACAAAGGUUUUCGGACAGGAUCCGGCCACCCUAAUUGACAUAUUUCUCUUCACAAACGUUUUUGCGUGCUUCAUCGAGCCAUUCAUCAUCCGCAACUUUGGGCUGCGCAUACCCAUUGUGGGUGCGGCUAUGCUCAUGGCAGUGGGAUGCUUUCUGCGAUCCGGCAUGCCCUUCCAGGGUGAUGAGCUGCCAGGCUACAACACGGUCGUAGCAGGCACCAUGUUGGUGGCCGUAGCGCAGCCGUUUUUCCAGUGCACGCCGCCCCUGCUGUCUGCAACCUGGUUUGCACCAGACGAGCGAGCAAUGUCUACGGCUGUGGCUAUCAACUUCAACCAGGUUGGCAUUGCUGCUGCCUUCAUCGCUGGUGGGGCCAUGGGCGGCUCCGAAGCCGGUCUCAAGACAUACUUCGUGACCAUCACCCUGGUUUCCGUGGUGGUCGCUGCAGCGUCCCUGUUCUUCUUUCGGGAGCGGCCCCCCACGCCACCGUCAGCAUCGGAGUUGGAGAAGUUGCUGGCAGAGAAGUCUUCGGGGACCCUUAAGACAGAGGUCGGAGACGACAGCAAGACAGCCGCGACAGCCAAUAAGCCGGAGGAGAGCUUCCCAAAAGAGGCCUAUCGGCUGAUUACCACUCCGGGCUUCCUGCCGCCUUUGGCGGCUUUUGUAACGUCCAUUGCUGUCACCAACGUAGUUGGCGCAUUCAUGGACCUGAAGCUGCAGCGUGCGGGCUUCAACGACCAGAUGGAGGUGGACAUGGCCGGGGCGGGCUUCGAGGUCGCCAUCGUGAUAGGUGGCAUCAUUCUUGGCGGUCUCGUCGACAGAAACAAGGAGUACAAGUCCGUGACCCUGUGGUGCAUCGCCGCGACGCUGGUGGGAGUGCUCCUGCUUGGCAUGGAGUCCUUGCCAAGGAGCGCCGCCCUGGCGGCCCUUUUGGCCAUUGGCUCCUUCGCAGGUCCGGUCCAACCGAUCAAUGCGGAGCUUGCAGUGGAGGUCACGUAUCCAUGUGACGAGAAUGCCAUCGAAGCCGUGCAGCAGCUUUGCGGAAACUUGAUCUCUGCCCUGCUGGUGCCCGUCUGCGAGUGGGCUGCAGAGCUGAAGAUUUCCCUGCCAGGUAUCGGUAGUUUGUCUGUGCGUGUCUGCGUGUGUGCAUGUGCGCGUGUGUGCGUGUGCCCGUGUGCGCGCGUGCGCGCGUGUGCGCGUGCGCGUGCGCGUGCGCGCGCGCCACCGCGGCUCUGUGUGUGUGUGUGUGUGUGUGUGUGUGUGUGUGUGUGUGUGUGUUUGUGUGUGUGUGUGUGUGUCUGUGUGUGUGUGUGUGUCUGUGUGUGUGUCUGUGUGUCAGUGUGUCUGUGUGUCUGUGUGUCUGUGUGUCUGUGUGUCUGUGUGUGUGUCUGUGUGUCUGUGUCUCUGUGUCUCUGUGUCUCUGUGUCUCUGUGUCUCUGUGUCUCUGUGUCUCUGUGUCUCUGUGUCUUUGUGUCUCUGUGUCUCUGUGUCUCUGUGUCUUUGUGUCUCUGUGUCUCUGUGUCUCUGUGUCUCUGUGUCUCUGUGUCUCUGUGUCUCUGUGUCUCUGUGUCUCUGUGUGUCUGUGUCUGUGUCUGUGUGUGUGUCUGUGUCUGUGUGUGUCUCUGUGUGUGUCUCUGUGUGUGUGUGUGUGGUGUGUGUGUGUCUCUGUGUGUGUGUGUGUGUGUGUGUGUGUCUCUGUGUGUGGGUGUGUGUGUGUGUGUGUGUGUGUGUGUGUGUGUUGUGUGUGUGUGUGUGUGUGUGGGUCUGUGUGUGUGUGUGUGUGUGUGUGUGUGUGUGUGUGUGUGUGUGUGUGUGUGUCUGUGUGUGUGUGUGUGUGUCUGUGUGUGUGUGUGUGUGUGUGUGUGUGUGUGUGUGUGUGUGUGUGUGUGUGUGUGUGUGUGUGUGUGUGUGUGUGUGUGUGUGUGUGUGUGUGUGUGUCUGUGUGUCUGUGUGUGUGUGUGUGUGUGUGUGUGUGUGUGUGUCCACCCUGUUUCGAAGGGAGAGAAGUAG